GGGUUUGUUGACGAGGCUGUUGAGGUUGAGUAUUAGAGCUUUUGUGCUUGGAUUGGAUAUUUGAGGCGCCUGACGUUGAGGCUGCUUCUUAAUGAUGCAAGGCUGACAUUGAGAAUUUCUUGAAUUCUCAUGAGGAUAAUCCUUAAGUGUAGAGAUGGAUGGUUGGUGUUGGACGGCGAUGGAAGGCGAAGUCGUCAAAGCUGGGAUAGUUUCUUGAUUUUCAAUUUCAGGUGCCUCAGGACAAGUUUUUUGAGCAGGUCCAAGGGUUUACAUCGCUAAGUUGCUUUCAUCAUUUUAAAUUUAACUUUUGAUAAUCCGGCUAACAGACUAUGCAAUCUAUGUGUUCAAAGUAUCCAGACCGUCCUAAAUUUCAAACCCAGUAGACCGAAGAAUCUAUCAAUCUCGACUCCGACCUUAACAGGUAGGUAGCCUGUAGGAUUAAAUAUCUAUUGAUUUUAUAAUCUCCGUUCUGUAGUUUAAUUACAUAAAUACAUUAAACCACAUAAGCAACAACAGAAUAGCAAAUGUUUGCUGACAAUUAUAUAGCUACAUUGACCAACAAAUAUUUUCAUUUCCAGAAUUUUUAUUAUCCCCAUUCAAUUUGUAAAAAUACAGUUAAUUGUAGAUUUACGACCGUAACUAAAUAAAAACCUUGUUACGGCGCGGGUUGGUAGUUAAAGAGCAUUAUAAAAAUGUUAUCAUUUCCAAUCAGCGCAUCCAAUUCUUGUCGCACGGAGAUUCAAUGAGCGAUAAGAUAAAUAUUUUCAAUUAAAGGAGGAUUCAGCAGUUGUGAGCACGUUGUUAAUCUUAUCCAAUGGCUAGGUAUAGCCAUUUAUUACUGAUUCUUGGUAUCCAUUUUAUUUUUAUAUCUUCCCAGGUAUGCAAUGACAGCUUGGUACCAGUUAUUCUUGUGCCAGGACUCGGAGGUAGCCAAUUGGAAGCUCAACUCAACAAACCAACAGUGAAGCAUUCAUUUUGUAAUUCGAUCACCAACAGGUUCUUUAAUUUAUGGCUGGAUGUAAAGCAACUGCUUCCCGUCGUCAUCGAUUGUUGGAUAGACAACAUCAGAUUGAAUUAUGACGAUUUCUCUAACCAUACUUAUAACCAGCCUGGAGUGAAGAUAAGGGUCUCGGAUUUCGGAAAUCCAAAAGUGGUGGAAUAUCUGGAUUCGAAAUCUUGGUUCCCGGUCGAAGGGUACCUGAACGUUCUAACCAAAGCCAUUGUCGACCUGGGCUAUACCAGGAGUAAGAAUCUCUACGCCGCUCCUUACGACUUCAGAAAAGGUCCAAGCGAACUAGGUAAUUGGUUUGAGGAACUAGAAGAACUAAUUGAAAAUGCCUACCGUAAUAAUACUUCAUCGGUGAUAUUGAUUGGCCAUAGUAUGGGCGGUCUAUUGAUUCAUAAAUUUUUGAUAAAUAAAUCUCAAAUAUGGAAAGACAAAUAUAUUAAAGCGUUUAUAUCACUAUCUACACCGUUUGGAGGUUCUAUGAAGGCUUUGAAGGUAUUUGCUUCCGGAGAUGACUUGGGAGUGUUCUUAUUGCGCCCUGCAAUACUCAGAGAGGUGCUGUCCACCAUGCCAAGUAUGGCAUACCUCCUACCUGUUAAAAAAAUUUGGGGUGAUGAAAUUCUUGUUACAACUAAUGAAAAGAAUUACACAUUAGAUGAUUUAGAACAAUUCUUUAUUGACAUUGGCAACCCAACAGGUUGGAAGAUGUAUCUAAAUGAGAGAGAAUACGCUACUGAAUUGGGACCCCCCGGUGUUGAAGUACGCUGCUUUUAUGGAGAAGGAUCUGCAACUAUAAAAAGGUUGAUCUAUGGGUCAAAUGGUUUUCGAAGAAGUCCAUUGUUGGAAUUUGAAGAUGGAGAUGGUACUGCUAGCCUGCGUAGCCUAGAGUAUUGUAAAAAGUGGAUCACACAACAGAAAGAGAGGGUGCAAACUAAAGUUUUUGAUGAGAUCGACCACAUGGGCGUUAUUCAAGAUAACUUGGCUCUAGAAUCUAUCGUCAGGGCAGUCAGAGAAUUGUCAAACUGCGAAUGAUUAUACAUUUAAUUUGCUCGAUGAGAAUCUUAUUCUUAAAAAAUAUCUGUUUCCUUGAUCAUUGAGCUGUUUAUUAUCCAUGACCUAUGUUUAAUCUAAUAUGUUAUUAGAUCUAAUAUGUUACAAAAUAUUAAUUAAUAUGUGUAUAUCAUUUAUUUUAAUAGCUUUGUACAAAUGAACAAUUAAUAUUUUGUUCUUGUUAUUGUUAGUGCACUCUAUUUAAUAUUACUUAUGUGUUUCAUGGUGUUUGCUUACACUAGAGGUUUUUAUCCACAUCCUCGAAUAUGCAGGAAAAAUAGUCUAUAGUAUGAUUAAUACAAUGAAAUUGGAGAGGAGAGACAGAGAACAUCACAGUAAUAGAGAUAUCAGUUAUUGCAAAUUACUCCAUUUUUUAAGAGAAAACUUCUAGAGACGCGGUUAGCACUAUUUUUGUGGAGAGUGAAUUGGAUUGAGCCGUCAGAUAUCUAAUGUGAACGCUUGGGGAGUCGGCUAAUUGAAGUGUUUUUGCAUAUAGAUUAAAAUAUCUCAGAAAAAAUCAGACCGGCAUACUGGAAAUUGUUCAGCAUUUCAUCCUCUCUGUGAUAGGCUUUUAUUAAAAAUUGUAUCUUUAUAACCAUAUUAUAACGAGUUUCAUUGAUGAUAUGGAUUAAAAUAUCUCAGAAAUUAAAACUCUGACCUGCAUAUUGUAAGCGAGGAAAAGGUUCAACAUUUCAACCUCUUUAUAAUGAGCUCUUAUUUAUAAUUUAUAUUUCAUAUUAUUAAUCUCGCCUUGUUGAUGUCUUAACUUCGUGCGGUCUAAAGCACACACCUUAGUUGUUUUUUUAUCUCUCUUUUUUUAGAUAAAAGAGAGAGACUGGUUAGUUUUGCAGUAGCUAAGGAUCCUGUCGUAGCACUCUGUGUCGUCACAAAAGGAUACACCUUGCGACCUGGAGCUCCAAUGACGGAAUCACCAUAAAUCAGAUAGAUCAUAUUCUGAUAUGUAGGAGAUAUGAAGGAGUCCCAUAUACGGAUUGUGCGUGUACAAAGUAGAGCGAAAAUGACCAUAAUGACCAUGAAAGCUGCUUAAUCUUCCUGGGAGAUUGUCCGGAGAUACAUCUGACAUUUCCAUAGCCACAGGGGACCCAGAAAAGCUGAUUUUUUGGCAUGCUUGCUGUUCAAUGCUGCAUUGGAAUGUGCCAUUAGAGAGUCGGGAAUCAAUAAAUCGUGCCAAAUUCUUGCUUAUGCCGACGAUUUGGAUGUUUUCAGUUUUCAGAGUAUUGAGAGCGUCUUCUUAAAUUCGCAAAAAACAUCCGUUGAAUUUGGACUGCAGGUGAACUAUUCCAAAACAAAGUAUAUGCUAUGCAAUCCUAAAAGAGGCGAAUACUAGGAGGGACUUCAACUUCGAAUGUAUCGAGGAAUUUAUCUACCAUGGCACACUGUUGAAUUUAACUAAUAAUAUGCAAACAGAGAUUCAGAGACGGAUAAUGGUAGCUAAUAAAUGCUAUUAAGGGCUACGGAGACAUCUAAAAAAUAAAAAUAUCUCUGGAAACACCAAGAUACGAAUCUAUAAGACCCUGAUCAAGCCCGUCCUCACCUAUUCAUAUGAGUAUGAUACUGGACGAUGACGAAAGCUCUAGAAUCAGGUCUUUUGAGAUUCGAAAGAAAGACUUUAAGAAGAAUCAUGAGACCUAUGUGUGGGACCUGCGGUGUAUGGAGAUCGAGGAAAAACACAAAUAUUGCAGGCACGAAUAGUAAUGAAGUAACUAAAAUGCUUCUAGAGGAAAAAAAUAUUUGGACAUAGAAGAGUUGGUCCUCUAAGGUCCUCCUCGCAUGCGGUGGGUGGAUUGCGCAGCAGUAGAUGCUCAGAGUUUGUUGGGUAUUAGAAAUUCGAAAGCUGCAGAAAAAAACAGAGAAGACUGGCGGCUCCGACUGAGGGAUUCCUUCACUCUCCAAUGAGUUGUGAAGCUAUACAAGAUGAAGUUAUUUUUUUCUGAGUGAUAAUAUUUUUUAAAUUUUCAAAAAAAAAAAAGAUAAUAAUAUAUUGAGAUUAUACUCAUUUUCAGAUCAUCAAAAAAAUACAAGAUAAUUAUGUCUUGUAAGUCUUUUUUUGAUGUUUUGAAGAUGAGUAUGAUCCCUCGAACUUUUAAAUAAUAAUGUAUUUUUAAUUUAUAAUUAAUUAUUGAUUUAUUUUUGUAUUUUUAAAUUAAAUUAUUUAGAAAGUUUAGUUUACCAGAAAUAAAAUCAAAUAAAUUUAAGGAUAGUGUAACCACAAUAAUUAAUUUUACAUGCAAUAAUUAUUCAAUUUAUACAAUAUAUUUUUAUAAUUCGCUGUGUUUUUUUAAUUAAGUAUAAAAUCUGUCAUAAUUGCUAAACAAUAAUGGGGGUAGCCCUUGCCAUGUACAUGUCAUGACCAGGAGCCCUUUUCUUGUGUUGAAGGAAAUAAAGUUAGAGAAAUAUUUGUGAAUAAUA
Nezara viridula (southern green stink bug) is the source of this 4486-nucleotide messenger RNA. NCBI's taxonomy places the organism in Eukaryota, Metazoa, Arthropoda, Insecta, Hemiptera, Pentatomidae. The record is from the annotation of a GenBank genome assembly.